CUGCUGCAGCCGGAAGGAGCCCGGCGCAUCCUCAGGGACACGGGCGGCCUCUCUGCGCUCCACAACGUCUCCUACCACCUCCUCGCUGGCUCCCCGUCACCCCACAAAAAAUUCCUGGCGGUGGGAUUGGCAUCGGUGCAGCGGCCGCGUGGUUACUACCUCCCAGCCACGCUCCAGUCCCUCUUCAAGCAGUCAACAGAGGAGGAGCUGCAGGAGCUGGUGGUGGUGGUGCACUUGGCCGAUGCAGACCCCAGAUGGAACGUGCGUGUGGCUGCCGACAUCGCCAACAAGUUUGCUGAGCACAUCCUCCUGGGCCGGCUCCUGCUGAUCCACGCUCCCCACGAGUUCUACCCCACCCUGGAGGGUCUCAAGAGGAACUUCAAUGACCCGGAGGAGCGGGUGAGGUUCAGGUCCAAGCAGAACGUGGACUACGCUUUCCUCCUCGCCUUCGCUGCCAACCUCUCCUCCUACUACCUGAUGAUCGAGGAUGACGUGUGGUGUGCCAAGUCCUUCUUGACGGCCAUCCGCAAGGCACUGGCUUCCCAGGAGGGCUCCAACUGGGCCACGCUGGAGUUCUCCAAGCUGGGCUAUAUCGGGAAGCUCUACCGCUCCAGUGACCUUCCUCGUCUGGCUCGCUUCCUCCUCCUCUUCUACCAGGAGAUGCCCUGCGACUGGCUGCUGGUGCACUUCCGCCUCCUGCUCGCUCAGAAGGACGUCAUCCGCUUCAAGCCCUCCCUCUUCCAACACAUGGGUCUCUACUCCUCCUUCCAGGGCACCAUCAACCGGCUGGAGGACGACGAGUUCCAGGCUGAUGCCAUGGACCUUCCGGACAACCCUCCGGCGGCCUUUUUCACCAGCAUGUCUGUCUUUGAGAACUACGAGCCCCUCAGGGCCUACAGCACAGCAGAG
Molecule: messenger RNA, 909 nt
Organism: Nestor notabilis (Kea)
Lineage: Eukaryota; Metazoa; Chordata; Aves; Psittaciformes; Psittacidae
Product: alpha-1,3-mannosyl-glycoprotein 4-beta-N-acetylglucosaminyltransferase C-like
Exons: 2
Biological process (GO): protein N-linked glycosylation
Molecular function (GO): acetylglucosaminyltransferase activity
Source: RefSeq, a predicted model, not a curated record